UAAACAAGCAAUGGAUAUACUGCCCAUAAACGCAUAAGAGUCCCAUGUGGAUUUUUGUCGAAAAUGAGUUAUCCGUUGGAUUGUAUUCUGUAUCACCACUGAAUCACACUGCACAAAUAAGAUUACCGGUCGGUAAAAUGCAUUCCUUUUCUGCUGUCCACAAAAUUGAUGAAGAUAUUAUUGAGUUGUUUAUUCGAGAAAACGGCAUUGUUAAGGGGGCCAUUGGCGGAAAGACCCUCGGAAGAAAAACACGAUCUUCCAACAAUAAGUUACUGGAAAAUAUUGCUAUAGAAGAUCUAAUUGUUUCUGUAUCGACAAAAUCAACUAGUCUAGUGAAAGUUGCAUUGAGAGAAAAUACAAGAAUCGUUUCUGCUACUAAACGGAAUAAAAAAUCAACCGAGGAUGAGAAAGCUAUACCGGUCACUCACAACAUAGAAGUAGAAAUUGAUAAAACGGCAAUCAAAUCGGCUCGUUGUAGUGAAUGCUAUAAAACUAAUACAAAGUGCUCCCAAAUUUACGCAUGUCUCGUAUGGAUACAACUGAAGCAGAUGAAAGAUUUACAAGAACCAGAGAAUCAAGAGCAAAUGCAGAAGAAAAUUAAAAGCGAACAGAAGGUUGAUAACGUGUUAAAACCGGCUAAUAUGGAUUCUGAACACGAUGUAAUUAAACCGUUGCCGAAGUUGAAGAAGGAGAUUAUUCAGAUCUCACCGACAGAACUAAAAUCGGCAAUGAAUUUGUCCAUGUUUAGUUUGAUUCGCGAGUAUUCAAGUAAUGACCCUAACGAGUUUCUUAAAUAUUGCACUGAACGCAUGCAGGAAGGAAAUUGUUCUAAUGCUCAAUUCUUGACCGUUGAACAGGCGGAUACUGAUCUCUGGCACGAAUUGAGAAAAGGUCGUAUCACUGCGUCUCGAAUUUACGAAGCCUCUCGAUGCACGAUGUUGAGCGGUUCGCUAACUAACAAAAUAAUGGGAAUAAGCUCAGGCUUUUCAUUUGCAAUGAAGAGAGGUACCGACUUGGAGGGUCAUGUUUUUGCUGUAUUGAAAAAGCAGUACCCAUCCCUGCGAGAGACUGGUCUCGUUCUUGAUGCUCAAUUUCCUUGGAUGGGAGCUUCUCCGGACGGGAUCAGCGAUGAAUUUGUUCUGGAGAUCAAGUGUCCGUACACACCGAAAACGUACGAGUGUUACAUUGAUGUGAAGAAGUUAUCCAAAAAAUAUUUCGCGCAAAUUCAACUGCAAAUGCACAUGACACACAAGACAAAAGCGUUGCUCGGCGUAGCAGCGUUGGAUUUCGAGCGGACCCGAAACGUUACGCAGGUAUGGAUUGAUUACGAUCGGGAAUAUGUUGAUAAUAUUAUGAAGGAUGCCUUUGAGUUCUGGCAGAGAGGCGUUUUUCCUGCGCUGCUGAGAAAGCGCAAAUCUAUGAAGUAAAAAGUCGACCAAACAUUAUUAUUAAGCUGAUAACCUUGAUAUGUAUGUAACUGCUAGUUUUUUAUAGUAAACCCAUCUGACAAAGUUAUAAUGAAUUAAUCGGAUGAAUUCGUUAACUAGAUGAGUCGGACAAAAUUACGAUUAAUGGAUUGAAGUUUUCAUUUUGUUUGUUUAUCUAGUAAUAACCAGUUUCAAGUAAUCACUAUAAUAUUACUCAUUAGAUUAGGAACCAGAAUUUGGUGACAAUGUUACUCGAAUGAAUUCGAUCGUUAUUUUUGAAAUGUUCCAAAUUCGGCAUAACAGACCGGAUUACUAACAAUGAACAAUAAAAUCAAAUAUGGUAAUGUUUUCUAAAAUGCGUA
This is a messenger RNA of Topomyia yanbarensis, 1789 nucleotides long. RefSeq lists its product as uncharacterized. The transcript is spliced from 4 exons. The record is from RefSeq and is a predicted model, not a curated record. NCBI's taxonomy places the organism in Eukaryota, Metazoa, Arthropoda, Insecta, Diptera, Culicidae. Bases 45 to 1427 code for a protein of 460 amino acids.